GUGCGUCUCGGUGUUCGUGGACAGACAGAUUCAUGACUUGGCUGAACGAAUCUCAUCUCUGGCUGCUCGCUGUAAUCAUUCAACACAACCACUCAACUCAGGCAGGCACCCACUGAAGUCCGCGAUACAGGCACACCACACACAUCUCCAUCCCCACGUCACGAGGUGCCACAACCACCAUACACUUCUCGGCGAUCAGCAUGGGCGGCACGACCAGGCAAAUGUCGCUCAUGGCAGUAGGCCGACCGCCUCAUUCUCUAGUCCAAGUGACCUCAAGAGCUGCCCGCACGGCGGCCACCGUGACAGGGAAUCGCUCACCGACCGUCACCCCAUCCGCCGCCACCACCUCGCUCGUCCUGACUUUGAUUUGCCCUUCAUAGAGAGACACUGACGCCACGACAGAGCCGCCACCCAGUAACAGCACCACGACCCGCAUUGGUACGUGAAGAGCUGGUGGUCGGUCUACAUACCGCAAUUCCACUCGCAAAUCGAUGACGAACAUGUCAGAUCUGCCGCUGAGGUCAUUCCGCCGCAGGGCACGAUAGCAAGCAUGACGCAUCCCCACUUUCACAUCGAGGACGACAUUAAUGCGGCCCCCAUAACUCAGCCGCUGCAGCAACGUGUCGAGGGCAAACUCGCUGAAGGAGCGGUAGAUAUGGUAGUCGGCCGACGACAAGUCACCACAGCUGACGGGCGGGUCAGUGUGUCGACAAGUGCGACAAAUGAAUGGAUUCAAGCGCCACACCUCGUCUCGCUCGAUGACGCGGAACCGCCUCUCUCCGAGACGAUACCACUGCACCUCCCGGCUCCUGUGGUGGAGGAACCAUGCCAUUCGCAAUCCGAUCGUGACGGCAAAAGAAAGGAUGAGCCCGGCAACCAAGAUGCUAAGCACCAAGCCAGCGAUCCGGCACAAUAAGGGCCAGCCCGAGAGCGGGCACUGCAGCCGCUAUCGUAGGAACCCAACGUGCCGGCCACAAGAAGCCAAGCCCACCCCAGCAGAUAGAAUAAGUAAGCGGCUGCAGUCAGGAGACGCACCAGCGGACGGGUCGGCAAGGUCGCGACAAAGGCCACCCCUCUGUCGUCCUCGGUGAGGUGAGCGCCGCCGCCGCCGUAGACAUGGCCAAAUAUCUUGUUAGCGGCCAUAGCAGCGGGCAGCCGAUGGAAGCUGGCCUUGUCGGGAAGGUGAGCCGCCACUCUCUCAGCCGAGAGUACGAUGAGGGGCGGUCGGCGACUCACACCGCAGACACCUGCCACCCUGAUAAACGCGGCCAUAGAGCGCCACUCAGCCGCCUGCUCGAUGACAUAGGCACAGCGAGCGAGAUACCCGAAUCGCGAGAGGGAUGGUGGGAGUGGAGGGGCUGAGCCAUCCACGCCGCGGUGCCUCUCCACAUCAAUGAGGCCGGUGAGCUGCUGAUUGGCCAGGGAGCUGCUGAUUUGGUCCAGUAGAAACUCCUCAUCUAUCAGUUGAGUGCCGUAAGCCUUGCCGACCGCCCGGAGCCGCACGGCAUCGCUAACGGGCAGAAAGGGGAUGACCGCACGGGCAAAGACGUCAGCAGGGAGCCCUUGAUCACCGUCAGCAAGGGCGAUCCAUAGAGGCUGAAGGAGGUAAUCAUCAUCAUCAUUCUCACAGGAGACUGACAGCAGCUGACGGCUGUGAACCACUCGCCGAUAGAAGCAGCGCCAUGUCCAUCGGAGCAGCCGACUCAUCUCUGUUGGUCCUGUGUGGCUCGGCGGCAAACCAGCAGCGACAGAGACUCAGACGAUUGAAAGAUCAGAUAUGUGGCCGCAUAGAAGAGCAGUUUACAUAGCAGAGAAGCGCCCCCCCUAACCGGUUUGGG
Molecule: messenger RNA, 1838 nt
Organism: Vitrella brassicaformis
Lineage: Eukaryota; Vitrellaceae
Source: the annotation of a GenBank genome assembly